AGGGCGAAAGAGAAGAAGAGGAAGGCCCUCGCUCUGCCUCCGGGGACCCCCGGGGACCCCCGGCAAGAAAGGAGGAACGGGAGAAGAAGGCCUUGCUGGCCAGAAGGGAGAAAAAGGAGAACCAGGAUUUCCGUAAGUGACGGCCGAAGACGUGAAGGUCAUUGUGAGGAGCGAGAUGAGCAGGAAGGACGGCAAAAGCAUCUGUACAGCCAAACGUCUGGCAGAGUCCAGUUCCUUGGCAGAUGCCCAGCAAAUGGCAGAGGAGCCCCCACCGGCCAAAGAUCCGGCAGCAGAAGGCCCCCUGGGCAAAACCAAAGAAGGGAAGCAGAAAGAUCCCUGCGCCUUGCCGAUGGACGAGGGCGCCUGCCUGCAGUAUGUGGUGCUGUGGUAUUUCCACCCGGAAACAGAGACCUGCCGUCCCUUCAUCUAUGGUGGCUGCGGCGGAAACGCCAAUCAGUUUCCCUCUAAGCAGAGCUGUGAGGGGAGGUGCAAGAGAGGAAAAGGAAGGUGACCAUCUGCAGAGCAAAGAGGUGGCAUCGGGACGAGCAAAGACAAACCCCCGCCCCCCAAAUUGUACAGAUGGCAAAGAGCUGGACGUUUCUGCCCCUAUAAACAACAUUUGUGUUAAUAAAUCCAUUUGGAAAAAGGAUGUGGGGUUCUUGACGGAGGGCAGGACUGUUGUCGUAUCCUCUCCUGGUUCUUAGGUUUGUCCCAAAGUCCAGGUGCCAAAAGCACACAGGUAGCAAGCCUUGACUUACAACCAUUCGUUUAGCGACCGUUCAAAGUUACAAGGGCACUAAAAAAAAGGGACUUUUUCACAGUUAUGACCUUUGCCGCAGCCUCACGAUCACGAGAUCAGAAUUGAGAUGCUUGACCACUGGUUCGUAUUUAUGACAGUCGCAGUGUCCGUGGGAUCAUGUGAUCCCCUUUUGCGACCUUCUGACGAGCAAAAUCAAGGGAGAAACCGGAUUCACUUAACGACCGUGCGACUAACUGAACAACCGCUGUGAUUCAUUUAACGACGGUGCCAAGAGAGGUUGUAAAACAGGUCAAAAAUUCGCUUAACGCACAUUUCACUUAGCAAACAGAAAUGUGGGACUCGGUUGUGGUCGUAAACCAAGGACUUUUGAAAUUCUGAAAAGUGAAAUUAUAAAAGCCCAGGCUAGCACAAUACCAGUGAAGAAGAAGUGGGAGAAAGAAAUUACAGCUCUCAAAAGAAACCAGCAUAACGAACUGUCUGAUAAAUUGAAAAACAAAAAGGACACAGAAAGAGGGGCACAUUCCUAGGGCAGAAUAUCAGCAAAGAGCCCAAGCCUGCAAAGACAAAGUGACUACCUGAAUCAACCAGCACCACUAACCGGAUUAAAAUGAGUGUUCAGGGCAUCCAUUUAAUGAACCCCACCCCCACCACCGAAUCAUCAGGUGGGAAAGGAUUUUAGAAGUCUUCUAGUCUAACCCCCUGCUCAGGACUGGAAUCCUCAGAGAUCCUCUGGGGCAGACAGAAUCUUAACAGAAUCACAGAGUCGGAAGGGACCUUAGAGGUCAUCUAGGCCAACCCCCCACCCAAGCAGGAGACCCUACGCCAUUUCUGACAGAUGGCAGUCCGGUCUCUUCUUGAAAGCCUCCAGGGAUGAAGCUCCCACAACUUCUGAAGGCAUCUUCUGUUCCAUGGGUUGAUUGCUCUCACUGUCGGAAACUUUCUCCUUAUUUCCAGGUUGAAUCUCUCCUUGUUCAGUUUCCAUCCAUUAUUCCUUGUCUGGCCUUGGAAAAUAGCUUGACCCCCUUCCUCCUCUCUGUGGCAGCCCCUCAAAUAUUGGAAGGCUGCU
This is a messenger RNA of Pantherophis guttatus, 1826 nucleotides long. Lineage: Eukaryota; Metazoa; Chordata; Lepidosauria; Squamata; Colubridae. The record is from RefSeq and is a predicted model, not a curated record.